AUGACCGAAGCUGCAGAGCCACAAAAGGCCCCUGUGGUCGCCGAGGCCCACCUCGUUGAUACCUUCCGUCUCGAGGAGUACCAGAAGCUAUACAAGCAAUCCAUCACCGACCCCAAGGCCUUCUGGGGCACGCAGGCACGCGAGCUCCUGUCGUGGUUCAACGAUUUCCAGACCGUCUACUCCGGCUCCCUGGAGGGCGGUGAUAGUGCCUGGUUUGUCGAGGGCCAGCUCAAUGCCAGUUACAACUGUGUCGACCGUCAUGCCUUCAAGGACCCCAACCGCGUCGCCAUCAUCUACGAGGCCGACGAGCCCGGCGAUGGCCGCAAUGUCACCUACGGUGAGCUCUUGCGCGAGGUCUCGCGCACCGCCUGGGUCCUGAAGCAGAUGGGUGUGCGCAAGGGUGACACCGUCGCCAUCUACCUGCCCAUGAUUCCCGAGGCCAUCAUCGCCCUGCUCGCUUGCGUCCGUAUCGGCGCCGUCCACUCGGUCGUCUUCGCCGGGUUCUCCGCCGAUUCCCUCCGCGACCGCGUCAUUGACGGCAACUCCAAGGUCGUCAUCACCACGGAUGAGGGCAAGCGCGGCGGCAAGUUGAUUGGUACCAAGAAGAUUGUCGACGAUGCCCUGAAGCAGUGCCCCGACGUCUCCCACGUCCUGGUCUACAAGCGCACCGGCGCCGAUGUGCCCAUGACCAAGGGCCGUGAUUGGUGGUGGCACGAGGAGGUCGAGAAGUGGCCUUCCUACUUCCCCCCCGAGCGCGUUAACUCCGAAGACCCCCUUUUCCUUCUCUACACUUCCGGUUCUACCGGCAAGCCCAAGGGUGUUAUGCAUACCACUGCAGGCUACCUGGUCGGUGCCGCUGCCACCGGCAAGUACGUGUUUGAUAUCCACGAGGGCGACCGCUACUUCUGCGGUGGUGACGUUGGCUGGAUUACCGGUCACACCUACGUUGUCUACGCCCCUCUGCUGCUCGGUGUGACGACCGUUAUCUUCGAGGGCACACCCGCCUACCCCAACUUCUCGAGGUACUGGGACAUCAUCGCGAACCACAAGGUCACCCAGUUCUACGUUGCCCCCACCGCUCUUCGUUUGUUGAAGCGUGCCGGCGACCAGCAUGUCAAGGGCGACAUGAAGCACCUUAGAGUACUCGGCUCCGUCGGCGAGCCCAUUGCCGCCGAGGUCUGGAAGUGGUACUUUGAGGUUGUUGGCAAGGAGGAGGCCCACAUUGUGGACACAUACUGGCAGACCGAGACCGGCUCCAACGUCAUCACUCCCCUAGCUGGUGUCACGCCCACCAAGCCCGGAAGUGCCUCGUUGCCCUUCUUCGGCAUUGAGCCCGCCAUUAUCGACCCCGUUUCCGGCGAAGAGAUUCACGGCAACGACGUCGAGGGCGUCUUGGCCUUCAAGCAGGCCUGGCCCAGCAUGGCGCGCACUGUCUGGGGCGCUCACAAGCGUUACAUGGACACUUACCUGAACGUCUACAAGGGCUACUACUUCACCGGUGACGGUGCGGGCCGUGACCACGAGGGCUUCUACUGGAUCCGUGGCCGCGUCGACGACGUCGUCAACGUCUCCGGCCACCGUCUCUCAACGGCCGAGAUCGAGGCUGCGCUCAUCGAGCACCACUCCAUUGCCGAGGCCGCCGUCGUCGGUGUCGCCGACGAGCUUACCGGCCAGGCCGUCAACGCAUUUGUCGCCCUCAAGGACGGCAACGAGGCCUCGGACGCGCUCCGCAAGGAGUUCAUCAUGCAGGUGCGCAAGAGCAUCGGCCCCUUUGCGGCGCCCAAGGCCGUCCACAUCGUACCGGACCUGCCCAAGACCCGCUCCGGCAAGAUCAUGCGCAGAAUUCUGCGCAAGAUUCUGGCCGGUGAGGAGGACCAGCUUGGUGACGUGACGACUCUUUCGGAUCCUUCCAUUGUCGACAAGAUUAUCACCAUCGUUCACGAGGAGAAGAGGAAGAAGUAA
Messenger RNA from Colletotrichum spaethianum, 1962 nucleotides. Its product is annotated as acetyl-coenzyme A synthetase. NCBI's taxonomy places the organism in Eukaryota, Fungi, Ascomycota, Sordariomycetes, Glomerellales, Glomerellaceae. Gene Ontology annotation, cellular component: cytosol. Bases 1 to 1962 code for a protein of 653 amino acids. The record is from RefSeq and is a predicted model, not a curated record. Gene Ontology annotation, molecular function: AMP binding; acetyl-CoA synthetase activity. The transcript has 5 exons.